CGGAGCCAGCCCAAUGAGAGCCUCCGGGAGGCGGGCCGGGCGGCCACCGGCCUGGAGGAGGCUUCGGGUGGCUGCAGAGGAUCCGGGCCGUCCAGCGCUCCGUCGGGCGAGCGGUGAUGAGUGGGACUCUGCGCCGCGCGGCGGCGGCUCUGCUCCGCUGGGGGCCCGGCGCGGGAGGCGUCGGCCUGCGGGGUGCGGGCGUGCGGGCGGCGGGCGCGGGCACGGGCGCGGGCGGCGGCGGCCAGGCGGAGCAGCUGGACGCGCUGGUGAAGAAGGACAAGGUGGUGGUCUUCCUCAAGGGGACUCCGGAGCAGCCCCAGUGCGGCUUCAGCAACGCCGUCGUGCAGAUCCUGCGGCUGCACGGCGUCCGCGACUACGCGGCCUACAACGUGCUGGACGACCCUGAGCUCCGGCAAGAUACAGAGUGGCUGAGGAUGUGCUUCUGCAGGCAUCAAAGACUACUCCAACUGGCCCACCAUCCCGCAGGUGUACCUCAACGGCGAGUUCGUGGGGGGCUGUGACAUCCUUCUGCAGAUGCACCAGAAUGGGGACCUGGUGGAGGAACUGAAAAAGCUGGGGAUUCGCUCCGCGCUCUUAGAUGAAAAGAAAGACGAAGACUCAAAGUGACCGCUGCUGGGGCCUUGUUGCAGAGACGCUGCGCUGCCGGAAAAGCCUUACCCCGCUGUCCCUGCGGGGCUGCUCGCGCUGGUUCUCCUGCUGCUGGGAAGCCUGCGGGUGAUUUGUUUGUCUGGGUUUGGGCUGAGAGUAUCCUAUUGUGAACUUCAUGACAACCACUGCACUGUAACAAUUCAUGUCGUAUUAUGAUAUUGCUGUCACAGAAUUUGCUCCUAUAUUGUCUUUUAUUCUUUGCCUGACUCGGGAGUCGUUUGUUUCUAGCUGCAAAGAUUUUAUCCCCUCUACUUUUUUGUAACUUCUAUUAAGGGGAAAUGAUGGACAGAGAAGAAAAUAUGAUAGUUGUUUUUUUAAAAUAAACUGCCGAUUCAGAUACCA
Molecule: messenger RNA, 1011 nt
Organism: Heterocephalus glaber (naked mole-rat)
Lineage: Eukaryota; Metazoa; Chordata; Mammalia; Rodentia; Bathyergidae
Gene: Glrx5
Product: glutaredoxin 5
Cellular component (GO): mitochondrial matrix
Source: RefSeq, a predicted model, not a curated record